UUUCUUUCUUCCGGGAAAUCUUGAAGCAAAUGUAGUCACUGUACACCUUCACCCUUGUAUCACGUUUGAGGUUGACUCUUAUACUUGAAGCUCAGACAGAACGAGUCAAUGCAUUUUUUUUCUUUCUAUAAAUUGAAAUUGAUUCACAUACAAAUUGGUUCAGUGUAAUCUUCCCCUAGUCUAGAUAUCAAAUAUCAAUAUGGAGAAGAAAAAUGGUAAUACAAUCCUAUUUUUUCUCUCUUUAUGUCUUGGAAUUCUAACAUGGAACGUUAGAAUAAAGGGUUUCUUGUCUUUUUUGUUUUACUUCAAGGUUGUGUUCAUUUAUGUCUCUCAAACAUGGAAGGCAUGGACCAAAACUAGAGUUAAUAACUCAAAUUGUGAACAUGUGAAGCAGAGUUUGGACUACAUUGAGAGAAGUGCAAGAGUGAGCAAAGAAGACGUAGUUCUGGUGAUGGAAAAGCUGGGAAUCAAUGCUGAAUUAUGUGAUGAUGGGAUAGAGGAGUUUGGUUUAAAAAUUAUUGGGGAAUUGUUUGAUGAUGAGGAUGUUAACUUGUCAGAGGUAGAGCAAGCCUUUGAUGUGUUUGACCAAAACAAAGAUGGGUUUAUAGAGGCAAGAGAAUUGCAAAGGAUCUUAUCCUGUUUGGGGUUAGGGAAAGACUUGAUGGAAUGUGAAGAAAUGGUUAAUGCAAUUGAUCAAAACGGAGAUGAACUAAUUGAUCGCAAUGAGUUUUUUAGGAUUAUGGAACAGUGUUUUGGGUGAAAUUUUCUCCAUAUGCUAGCUAUCUUAAUUUCUGUUGCCUUUACAAGCUAUCUAAUAUUUCAUGUACUUUCUAUGAUUUUUCAUUUUUAAUGAAAAAAUAUACUUUCUAUGAUUA
Glycine soja is the source of this 875-nucleotide messenger RNA. Its product is annotated as probable calcium-binding protein CML30. NCBI's taxonomy places the organism in Eukaryota, Viridiplantae, Streptophyta, Magnoliopsida, Fabales, Fabaceae. Gene Ontology annotation, molecular function: calcium ion binding. The record is from RefSeq and is a predicted model, not a curated record. Bases 200 to 760 code for a protein of 186 amino acids. The transcript has a single exon.